UUUGCGCAUGCUCAGGCGAGCCCUGUCAAGCAGUCAUGGACCCCAAGAGAAAAAGCUGCCAGUCAGUGUUGGCUUUUUCACUUUAUUGCUCCGGAGACGCAGACCGGUUUGUCUAAACCACACAAGCUCGAAGAGAAAUGCCGUGUUGUCCACAGCAGCGGUAGUGGGAAAUAAGAACUGAAGCAGGUAUGUAGAGGCAGCCGUACUCGCAUGAGCUAACGUUAGCUCGCGUGUGCUGCGCGAGGUUACGAGUGAGCCGCGCCUGACGUGCCGUCCCGUCCCGUCCGGUUGCAGGAUGAACGAGAUGAACCUGAGUCCCGUGGGCAUGGACCAGCUGAGCGUGCCCUCCGUGAGCACGAGCCACCUCGGCCUUCCCGCCUCCCCCACGCACAGCUCCAUCACGUCAGCAGGCAUGCCGGUGAUCCCCAGCUUGGCGUCGUCUCUGGGCCCGUUGCCGUCGGCGCUGUCGCUAAUGUUGCCCAUGGCGCCGCUAGCGGAGCGGGGAGUGAUGUCACUAGCGGAGCGGGGGGUGAUGUGCGGGCUGCCCGAGCGCAACUACCCCCUGCCCCCACCCCCCUACCCCCACCUGGAGAGCAGCUACUUCCGCCACAUCCUGCCAGGUAUCCUGUCCUACCUGGCGGACCGUCCCCCGCCGCAGUACAUCCACCCGAGCAGCCUGGGCCUGGAUGCGGCGCUGUCGGUGGGGAGCAGCGGGCCGUCGGGCCUGGACCCGUACGGGGGGGGCGCGGGGGGGGGCCUGGAGCCGCUGGGGCUGGUGGGGGUGGGGGGGCUGGAGGCGGACGCUCGGCAGGUGGGGGGGCCGGGGGAGCACGAGGUGCAGGUGUCCCUGGACGGAGGCCUGGGCACCAUGGAGUCCCGCGGCAGCAGCCCUGGCGGGGGGGUGGGGGGGGUGCUGCCGCUGGAGCUGCCCUCUGCAGUGCUGGAGCAGGAGCAUAUGGGGGGGGCCCGCGGGGGGGGUGGGGGGGCGGAGCUUGGCGGGGGGGGCGUGGUCAGCGUGGUGCUGGCGGGGGGGUCGGCGCUGGGCAUGGGGCUGGAGCAGGUGACCCCUGAGGUCACCCUCGGACCCGACAGCCUCGUGCUCGUCAACACACUGCAGCUCCACGACUCCACCUCCAACAAGGAGAACAUGGCCACCGCCUACAACAUCUGGUGUACGCUGUGUGACCGCUCCUACCCCUCGGACUGCCCAGAGCACGGCCCCGUGACCUUCAUCCCAGACACGCCCCUCCAGACCAGGGCCCGCCUCUCCUUGCCCCGCCCCCUCUGCCUGCGCGUGUCAGUGGCCGACGAGCCAAUCGGUGUGUUUGCGCGGGAGAGUGUUCCGAUCAGGACGUGUUUCGGGCCGCUGGUCGGGCAACACUGCGGCAGCGUUGAACUGAACACCUGGACAGACAAGGACACACCCCACAUCUGGAAGAUUUUCCAUGACAACCUGCAGGAGUUCUGCAUCAUCACCACAGAUGAGAACGAGUGCAACUGGAUGAUGUUCGUCCGCAAGGCCAGGACCACUGAGGAGCAGAACUUGGUGGCGUACACGGACAACAGGAAGCUUUAUUUCUGCGUCUCCAGAGAGAUCCUCCCCGAGCAGGAGCUGCUCUUCUACUACAGCAGAGACCACUGCAGGCAGCUGGGUGUUCCCGUCGUACCUGAGGGGCAGGUGUGCCACUGUGGGAAGGAGUGCUCCUCCUUCUCCGAGCUCAAGGCCCACUUGGGAAGCCACGCCCCCAGCCCUGGCCCCGCCCCCCAGGAGCACCACGCGUCCCACUCGGCUCACGAUCACACCAACCAAUCAGGGGGCAAGCUGGGCUCCGGCUCCGCCUCUUCCUCCCCCUGGCCGUGUCACGGAGGUCAUGCUGGCGGAGGGGGCGUGUCUGUGGGCGUGGCUACGGGACACGUGGGCGGAGCUACGGGGCGGAGCAGGAAGUUCAAGUGCAGCAUGUGCGCGCGCGCGUUCACCACGUCCACCAAGCUGAACACACACUUCAUGGGCCACGUGGGCAUGAAGCCGCACAAGUGCGAGUACUGCAGCAAAGCCUUCAGCGACCCCAGCAACCUGAGGAUGCACCUCAAGAUACACACGGGUCAGAAGAACUUCCGCUGCAGUGUGUGUGAGAAGUCGUUCACACAGAAGGCCCACGUGGCCUCACACAUGGUGAUACACACCGGCGCACGCAACCUCAAGUGUGACCACUGCGACCGCCUCUUCAUGCGCAAGCAGGACCUCAAACAGCACCUCCUCACACACACACAGGAUAGCCAGAUCCGCUGUCCUAAGUGCGGUAAGCGCUUCCUGAAGACGAACCACCUGAAGAAGCACCUGAACUCGCACGAGGGGUCGGCCCGUGACUACAUCUGUGAGAAGUGCAGCAAGGCGUUCCUCACCAAGUACCACCUGACGCGGCACCUGAAGAUCUGCAAGGGCCCGCAGACGGGC
Molecule: messenger RNA, 2455 nt
Organism: Sardina pilchardus (European sardine)
Lineage: Eukaryota; Metazoa; Chordata; Actinopteri; Clupeiformes; Clupeidae
Product: PR domain zinc finger protein 4-like
Biological process (GO): regulation of gene expression
Cellular component (GO): nucleus
Molecular function (GO): protein binding; DNA-binding transcription factor activity, RNA polymerase II-specific
Source: RefSeq, a predicted model, not a curated record